Molecule: messenger RNA, 1440 nt
Organism: Ochlerotatus camptorhynchus
Lineage: Eukaryota; Metazoa; Arthropoda; Insecta; Diptera; Culicidae
Gene: ND-42
Product: NADH dehydrogenase (ubiquinone) subunit ND-42
Exons: 3
Coding region: 147-1361 (404 amino acids)
Biological process (GO): mitochondrial electron transport, NADH to ubiquinone
Cellular component (GO): cytoplasm
Source: RefSeq, a predicted model, not a curated record
AGUGCAUCGAAAGAAAACACGCAUCUGUCAGCUUGGCAGAAAUUUUCACAUCUCAGCAUCGAAUUUCUCGGAUGCCGUGAGGGGAAUUUCUUUACAAUUUUACUGCCAUUUGCCCCGUUAAUCGUUGUUGCAAUCACUGAUCGAAAAUGUCCGGUUUAUUCCGAAUUGGAAUUCGGUUUCUAAACCGAUCGGCAUCGACGAAUCCGAUUCUUGACUCAAAACUUUCCUCGCCGAUGGUAAUAUCCGCUUGCAACAUCUCGGGUAAAACACUGCGCGGGUCGAAAUUGAGCAAACCGAAACCGUUCCCGUACCUCGAGAAGGAAUACACCGCAUUUCAAGCAUGCAAGGAUGUCCUUUUCAAGACCACUACCAAUCGAUUCGAUGAAAACACCAAGGUCGUUGUUGUGGAUGGUCCAAUCGCGGCCGGUAAGUCGACAUUCGCAAAGGAGCUUGCAACCGAAUUGGAGAUGAAGUACUUCCCAGAAGUUACAAUGGAUAAUUACUACGUCAACUCAUAUGGGUACGAUUUGCGCAAGCUGGAUCCACAGUUGCCGCCGAAUAUGCAAAGCUUCGAUGUAAGCAAAUUCCUGCAAAAUCCAACACAUAAGAACGUUGCCACGUUCCAAAUCCGUAUGCUGAUUCAACGUUACUCGCAGUAUAUCGAUGCUCUGGCUCAUCUCUUUUCGACCGGGGAAGGAGUCGUGCUCGACCGUUGCGUGUAUUCGGAUUUUGUUUUCGUCGAAGCCAUGUUCAAAAACGGCUACAUAUCCAAGGGUGCCCGUUCGGUUUAUUACGAUUUGGUCAAGAAUACCUUCUCCGAACUGAUGAAGCCACAUUUGGUCAUAUAUCUGGAUGUUCCUGUUAAUGUUGUAAAAGAUCGUGUCAAGAAACGAGCCAAUCCAGCUGAAGUCGGCUCUAAGGUUCUCACCGAUAAGUAUCUGCAGGAUAUGGAGAACAUUUACAAGCAACAAUAUCUCAAGGAUAUCAGCACCCAUGCGGAACUGUUGGUGUACGAUUGGUCAAACCACGGUGAAACUGAAGUCGUCGUUGAAGACAUCGAACGAAUCGAUUUUGAUCGAUUCGACAAGGAUGAUACGCAUAUGCGCGACUGGCGUAUGGAGAAUGAGGAAGAGUGGACUGAAGCACGGGCCCGCUACAUGAACAAGCCGGACUUGAUGAAUUACUUCAAUGUUCCACGUUACGACGUGCCCGAGUUGAUCGUUACUCCAGAGGACUUCAAGGAUUGGUACGAGCUGUGGUCUGAGGCUCCGGGCAUGAAGUACCGCAAAGGCUACAACGAAGAAUGUGGUGAUGACGGUAUCCUGACUAAAACUAAGCUGGAAUUCCGCAACACACUGUAAAUAAAAUGAAAUUGUUACGAUUCCAUGUUCCCUUGCGGUCCGAACCCUUUUAGAUUGAUCAAUAAAAUGGAAUAUCGAA